Molecule: messenger RNA, 265 nt
Organism: Drosophila ficusphila
Lineage: Eukaryota; Metazoa; Arthropoda; Insecta; Diptera; Drosophilidae
Product: accessory gland-specific peptide 70A
Exons: 2
Coding region: 16-198 (60 amino acids)
Biological process (GO): regulation of female receptivity, post-mating
Cellular component (GO): extracellular region
Molecular function (GO): hormone activity
Source: RefSeq, a predicted model, not a curated record
AAUAACAGCGCAGAAAUGAAGGCAAUUUCCUUAAUUGUGGUCGUAGUUUGCCUUAUUGGCCUGGCCCAAUCAUGGACGUGGCCAUGGCAGAAACAAAAGAAACCUUGGGAGAAACCUAAGUUCCCAAUUCCGGUUCCAAAUCCCCGCGAUAAGUGGUGCCGUCUUAAUCUGGGUCCCGCUUGGGGAGGGCGUUGCUAAACAAAUGUGUUCAUUUCAAUAUUAAUCAUUUUAAUUUAAAUAACAAUAAAGUAAUUGAUGCAUAUUA